Chinchilla lanigera (long-tailed chinchilla) is the source of this 1917-nucleotide messenger RNA. RefSeq names its product butyrophilin subfamily 3 member A1-like. Gene Ontology annotation, cellular component: external side of plasma membrane. NCBI's taxonomy places the organism in Eukaryota, Metazoa, Chordata, Mammalia, Rodentia, Chinchillidae. Gene Ontology annotation, molecular function: signaling receptor binding. Gene Ontology annotation, biological process: T cell receptor signaling pathway; regulation of cytokine production. The record is from RefSeq and is a predicted model, not a curated record.
AUGACUUCAGCGAAGAGCAACUGUGUGGACCCGGCAGUUACAGUUCACUUGCUUAAUAUCUCACUCCCCGGGACCCCAAAUUCUGAAGCAUCUCAAAGCAGUUGUCCGGGGAGAGAUCUUCAGCAGCCGGUGUGUGCGGGGGAGUCUAGGAAGAAGCUUGAGAGUGCCUAUUCCUGGUGCCAGGAGUAUUGCGGUCAGCAGUUGCAGGAUGCCUUCGUCUCUGUAAAAGUAAAAGAUGAACUGCCUCUGUGUCAAACUGUUUCUUGCAGUGGGAAAGCUUGGAAUUUCCUUGGAAUUCUCACUUUCAAGACAGCUUUUUUUAUCCUGCUACUCCAGCUGUCCAUGUGGACCUCAGAUUCCUUCACUGUGACUGGCCCCUUGGAGACCAUUGUGGCCAUGCUGGGUUCAGACACCGUGCUGCCCUGCAGUGUGUUCCCAGCCAUGAGUGUGGAGAACAUGGAGCUGGGAUGGCUCCGCUCACAGUUCUCAGAGCCGGUGUACGUGUAUCGGGAUGGAGCGGAGCAGGUGGGAGAACAGCUGGUGGAUUUCAGAGGGAGAGCAGAGCUGGUGAAGGAUUACAUGGCUGAUGGAAGAGCGGCUGUGAGAAUCAGUCUCCGGGUCUCAGACAAUGGAGUGUACAUGUGCUUUUCUAAAAAAGAACACCAAUAUGAAGAAGCCAUUUUGGAGCUGAAGGUGAUAGGGCUGGGUUCUGGUCCCCGCAUCUUCAUGGUGGGUCUAGAAGAUAAAGGAGUAGAGCUGAAGUGCCCAGGCAGGGGAUGGUUUCCCCCGCCUGGGGUGCAGUGGGAAGGUACAAGGGGAGAGAAGAUACCAUCUCUUUUGGAGGUUGAGGCCCAAGAUAAUGAUGGAUUGUUUCAGAUUGAAGCAACCCUCAUUGUGAGAGACAGCUCAAAGGGAGAAGUGUCCUGCUCCAUGAAGAACCCCUUCUUUGGACAAGAGCAGGUGGAAACCAUUUCCAUCCCAGAGCCCUUCUUUCCUAGGACCUCUCCUUGGAAGACAGUGUUUGUUGUGACUUUUUCCAUACUUAUGAUUUGCCUUGUUGCUACUGUAUAUUUGGCCUGGAAAGAAAGACAGGAAAAGAGGAGAGAAGAGGAAGCCAAGAGAGAAAAUGAUAAAGAAAGGAAAGCCAAAGAAACUCUCCAUAAAGAGCUUGGCUAUAGGAAAGAAUUAUAUCAGAAAGGCUGGAGAAAAGCACAGUUAUAUGCUGACUGGAGAAAGGAGCAGUUUGAAAUAGCGGCUGUUUUUCUGGAUCCAGGCACAGCUCAUCCCAACCUCAUCCUAUCUGAGGAUAGAAGACAUGUUUCUUCAGUAGAGAACAUUUCUCAGAACUGUGAUGCCCCAGCAUACCAGGAACGAGGGAAGCUGGAAUCCAUCUACAGUGUCCUGAGCCACUUACUUACCACAGGGAAAUAUUACUGGGAGGUAAAAGUAAAUACAGGAACAGAAACUGCAGCUGCAGCUAGAGGGGCUUUGGGUGUUUGCUCAAGUACAGCAAAGAGAGAGGGGUGGCUUAGAGAACAUCCAGAGGAUGAAUUCUGGGUGCUGGCCUGUGAGGGAGGAAGAAUCAUGACUCUUGCUUCCCAUCCAGGCCCUCUGUCACUGAAACAGCAGUAACACACGAUAGGAGUUUUCCUGGACUGGGAGGCUGGAGAUGUGCCCUUUUACAACAUGGUUGAUGGGUCCUACAUUUAUUCCUUUACUGGGAUCUCCUUCUGUGAGGCCCUCCAUCCUUAUUUUAGCCUUCACGGUGUUGGCACAUUGAUGACCAUCUGUUCAGCUUCAGAUCGCACUGAAGGUUGUCCUGAUUCUUUUGUAAUGACACCUAUGACUCAUUUAACAAGCUGUCAUCCAGAUAUCCACCAGGAAGCCAAGUCCCUAUUAGCUCCACAGGAAGUGUAG